AUGGCCGGCGAAGAACCCGAAAAGGAGGAUGGGGAGGAGGAUGCAAUAACAGUAACAGAGGCCUUAUUACCUUGCCUGGAUGGUGCGAAACUGGUUGAUGCACCUAUUCUUUUCUUUGUUCUUUCUCACAAGGCUUUUGUCAGGGAGCUUGAGCAGCUCCACCGCUCCGCCCUGGAGGUGGCUGACAUUGGGUCCCCUGAUCUACACGCUGCAGCGGAAGAUGAGAUUGUAUUUCCAGCUCUAAAUAGCAAAGUAAAGAACGUGGUGACUACAUCUGCAUUAGAACAUAAGUGCAUCAAUGAUGACUUCUGCUCCACAGUCCAGUGCUUGGAUCUUUUAAGAAAAGAGUGUGAAGAUUUUACCCAUCUGUUUCAAAAACUCAUCUUCUGCAUCAGCUCUAUAAAGUCCGCUAUCUGCGAGCAUAUGCUGAAGGAAGAAAAAUUGGUUUUUCCUUUGCUGAUAGGACAAUUCCCUUCUGAAGAACAGGCUAAGCUUGUUUGGCAGUAUAUCUGCAGUGUUCCUAUUGCUUUAUUGGAAGAUUUUCUGCCGUGGAUGGCUUGUUCUCUUCCUCCAGAUGAGCAACUAGACCUUCUGGAUUGCAUGAAGAUUGUUGUAUCCAAGGAGGAAGUGCUUGAAGAGGUGGUCAUCUCUUGGCUUAAUAAUAAGAAACCUUCUCCUCCUGAAGCCUGCAAUGUCUAUGGACAAGGAGCUCAAUUUUACAGUGGACACGUUAGCUCCAUGGAGAUACUCAAGAUACAUCCAAAUACAUUUGAUUUUGGUGAAGAAGAAAAAUCAAAGCUCUGUUCCUUUUACACAUCUAUAGGACCAAACCCACUUGAUGGCAUUUACAUUUGGAAUACUGCUCUUGCAAGAGAUUUCAGGAAAGUUCUGGAUGAGUUAUACCAAAUAAGAAGCUCGAACAACAUGUCAAACUUGUCUUCCAUAGUAGUUCAGCUACAAUUCCUUUUAGAUGUCCUUAUCUCCUACAGCAACGCAUUGAAUCAAAUAUUUUUUCCCCUGGUAAAUGACCUUUCCAAGAAUGUCCUACCAUUAUCUUGCACACGACUUGUGGAGAAAGGUCAAGUCGAAAGACUUCAAUUCUUGCUGUACGGAGUGCUUCAAGAUGGAGCACAACCAAGCAAUUUCCUGAAGGGCCUUUGCAGGGAAGUGGAGUUGCUUGUGAGAGGAAUUAGCCAAAACCUGACACAUAUAGAAACAGAGGUAUAUUCUUCUAUUGGCAAGAAGUGCAGCCAUAAUAUGCUGCUGUGGCUGUUAUAUGCAGGUCUCAAAACUAUGCCUCUUGGGUUGUUAAAAUGCGCUGUUCUUUGGUUUUCUGCUACUUUAUUGGAUGAGCAGUUCAAGACCAUGCUGGAUGCCAUGACAGAUGCAUGCCCUUUAGGCAACAAGCCAAUUUUAAUUCUGUUGCAUAGUUGGGUUCGCAUGGGUUAUUUAGGUAAAAUAUCCAUGGAAAGGUUUGCAAAAGAUCUGCAAGAAAAUUUUAUCAGAGGAAUCUAUUUCACAUCUGAUCGAAUUGGGGAGGAUGUUGGGUUUUCUAAUUUAAAGUUUGAUAUGCAAGCCUGCACUAUAUUUAACACCAUAGAAUCUGAGCCGAGCCCUGCUGUAAAAGAUAACAAGAUGGUCUGGAACCCCUCAUCUUCUCAUUCCAAAACCAAUGAGAAGCUUGAAUCUGGUGGAAUGACUCUUCAUAAAUUCUCCCCUCAAAUGUGGAGCAAUAUUCUUUCGUUGUGAGACAUCCUGCUGAGAAUGGCAUUGCCAAAAAAGUUUUGGCUCUAGAAUCAAGACCAAUGGAUCAUUUUGUGUGCUUUCACAAAGCUCUCAUAAGAGAUCUGGACUACAUUGUCUUUCUUUCAGCUAACAUGGCCAAAAGCUUUCAGUUUAUCCCUGAUUUACGUAGACAUUUUGAACUUCUAAAGUUUCUGUAUGACAUUCACAGUGCUUCAGAGGAUGAGGUUGUCUUUCCGGCUCUAGAAUCAAAGGGGAAACUCAAAAACAUUACCCAGUCUUACACCAUUGACCAUAAAUUGGAGGAGGAAAA
Molecule: messenger RNA, 2056 nt
Organism: Coffea arabica (coffee)
Lineage: Eukaryota; Viridiplantae; Streptophyta; Magnoliopsida; Gentianales; Rubiaceae
Source: RefSeq, a predicted model, not a curated record